Messenger RNA from Antechinus flavipes (yellow-footed antechinus), 3572 nucleotides. RefSeq names its product RAB7A interacting MON1-CCZ1 complex subunit 1 (gene RIMOC1). The transcript is spliced from 6 exons. Lineage: Eukaryota; Metazoa; Chordata; Mammalia; Dasyuromorphia; Dasyuridae. The coding region runs from base 241 to 1131 and encodes 296 amino acids. The record is from RefSeq and is a predicted model, not a curated record. Gene Ontology annotation, biological process: mitophagy.
CCUGGGGCUUGCUUGGGUUGGGUGGAAAGGGAGUGGGGGGAAAAUGGGGCGGUACGGGACGGGUUUGACCUUCUCUAGGCUUGGGUCCAAGCUUUCUUUUCUCCUCCUCUUCCUCCUCUCCCCGUCCCCUGGCGCUUGCGGCCCUCCUUUCCCAUGCAGAUCAGGUGAUCCUCGCUGGUCACCGCCCCUGCCGCGUGACGGACUCACGCCAGGCGCCCCUUCCAGAGCCGCGGGGUCGUCAUGGCUGCCAUCGGGGAGGGCUGUAGCGUGGCCCGCCUGAUGGGAUACCGAGGGAACUGGGCCCUGGCUCGCCUCCUGCCGCUCCGCGACGCGGCCGGCGGAGACGAUAUAUUUUUAAUUCAGGCUUCUACUUCUCUUGAGAAAUUAAAAGUCCUUUGUGAAGAAGAUGAAGAAAAUGUGAAUCCAUCAGUUCUUAUAAAGCUUUACACACAGGCUAUAUUGGACAUGACAUAUUAUGAAGAGAAUAAGUUGGUAGAUGAAGAUUUUCCAGAAGACACUUCUUUACCAAAAGUAAAAGAGUUAAUCACUAUUCUUUCAGAACCAGAAGUUGUAAUUAAAGAAACUAAUCUGCAUGCAAAACACUCUGAUAUGCUUGGUACAGAACUACUAGAAUGCCUUUAUUGGAGAAGAGGAGCUUUACUCUAUAUGUAUUGCCAUACUAUCACAGAAAGAGGAGAGUGGCAAUCAACAAAUACAGAUGUGCUUAAAAAGUGCCUCACUGAUGGAAUCAAUUACUUGCUACAGAUGUUUAAGUUUCGAUGCCCUCUUCAACUGAAUGAAGAUGUUUCUUUUCAAGACAUGGAUACAGCAAAAUUACUUAGUGAAGGUGUGUUCAGUGACACGCAUUUGCUGGCCAUGAUGUACAGUGGAGAAAUGUGUUAUUGGGGACUGAAGUAUUGUGUAAAUGAAGAUCCAGAAAAUUGUGACAUAGACAUUAAUGGACCUGGGACAAGCAGCACUUCACUUGAAAAAUCCUUGGAUUUUCGAGAAAUAGGAGAAAAAAUUUUAAGAAAAUAUAUAUCUAUUUGUGAAGGACCCUUGAAAGGACAGUCAUGGAAUACAACAAAUGCAAAACAAAUACUAGAUUUCUUCCAACAUUGCCAUCACUAAUCCAUUUUAAUCUGUGCUAAUUUUUUUCUUUUUUCCACAAAGAUAUUUUUUUUUCCCCCAAGGACUGUGGUAAAAAAAAAGACUUGCUUAUUUUAAAUAAUGUAAUUUUAACUCACGUUUUAUAAUUCAGUAUGGUUAUAGUUUUUAUCUGUUAAGCUAUACAUCAUUGAUUUUUAAAAGAUUUUAAACUUCUGAAAUAACAUCUUAAAUGACAAUCUGAUUAUAUAAAUGAAUUGCUGAAUAUUUCUAACUUCUAAAAGAGACUUCAGUAUACCCUGAAUUUUAAUGGGAAAGCUUCCAAAUAUCUCAAGGUUAAGAAUCUGAUAGUAACUUAUUUAGUUGUUUGAGGGUAUGGUAAGUUUUUUGUCUAUUCCUUUCCAUUCCUUUUCACCAAAGCCUACUUCUUCCAUACUUUUUGUAGUUGGGUUGAAGUUGCCACCAUCUUUCUAGAUGGGCAGGUUCAUAAUCUUAUAAGCCAUCAAUUAUUCUUCUCUCUCCCUCAUUGCUACCAAUAGAUAAGUUGAUCAGAGAGGACAAGCACUUCUGGUGUGAGGACACUUGCCAAGCUCUUUUGUAGAAUAUUUAUCUACUUUUGGUAUCUAUCACCCAACUCUCAUCUCUGACUCUAAGAAGCUGUAGCAUACUGUAUGGCCAUCUCCUACUAAAACCAUCCAGGCCAAAGGGGCCAGAUCAGGUGGAGCAUAACAAGCCCCAAACCCCUUGGCCUGUUGGUGAGUUGGGGCGAUGUCCCCCCAAGUACAGGAAGAUUUAGCCCCAUGCAUGAUGGGCUGAUGAGAACAUUUUGUCCCAGCGGCCAUGAAGAUGUCUGAUGCAAGUGUUGUAGAGCCCUUCAAUCUUGACAACAACGAUGUCAAGAUAAUGCAUGGCACCCCAGGCCAUUGCCAGUCACCUUGUCUUGUUUUUUGUCAUUGAAGUUUGAUGACUAGAAGAGAGUAAUCAACAAAGAUGAUGACUUUGCCUCACUUAAAUCCAUUUCACACUGGAGUCAAGACAUCGUCCUAUGAUGUCACUGGUUCUCUUUGAAAAUAAAGGAUAAACAAUAGCGCCAGUUGCCAGGUCAUAUUGAUUCUACCUUCACAAUGUAUCCAUCUUUUUUUCCAUUUCCUUAAUAACUAUGCUCCAAUCAAACUGUUUAAUUGACUUCACGAAUUUAUUGAUGUUUGUGUCCUCCUAAUGUACUUUCUCAUAAACUUAUUGAUGUUCCAUAUCCUUCUAAUUUCUUAGCUUUUAAAAAAUUAUUAUUUUCAUCCCAAACUUGACAAAUGCUAGCAGACAUGAACAUUUCACUAUGCAAAGAACAGAAAACAGGAUUGCAUAUGAAAUCAUAAACCUUUUUUAUAUCCCACUUGUUUCCUUUUUUAAAGUAUAUGAUAUAUCCAAAUGUUAAAAUCUAUCUUGCUUAUUACUGUCUUCUUUUGAAGAUUCAUCUUUCUCUUCAUUGAUUCUAUUUAUUUUUUUUGCUAUCACUGUAACUAGCUUUCUCUCUAUUUCAAAUAUAAAUAUAAAUCUUUCCCUCCUCAAAAAAAUUCUGUCAAUCCUUUCAAAACAGAUUCACACACAGACUAUAUUACAAAGUAAUCUGUAUGUCAUUUUGUUCUUUUAGUUCAUCACUUUUCUUUUAGAAAGUAGGAGACAUACUUCAUUACUGUAUGGAGUUGUGGUUAUUGUAUUGCUCAGAGUUCUUAAGGCUUUCAAAGUCGUUUUUCUUUAGGAUAGUAUAGUAACAUAAAUUGUUCCGGUUUUGCUCAUUUCAUUCUGUAGCAGUUCAUAUGACUCUUCCCGAUUUCUCUGAACUUAUUCUUUUUGUUAUUUGUUUUGAUACAAUUAUAUCCUUAAACCAGAAUUUGUUCAUCUAUUCCCCCUUAGUUCAUCACAUCCCCUUAGUUUCCACUUCUUUACUAUAACAAAAAUUGCUGCUAUAAAUAGGGAUCCCUUCCUAUAUUUAAUGUUUUUGAAGCAUAUGACUAAUAGUGAUACCAUCGGGUCAAAGGAAGUUUAAUUGAAGUAUAAUUCCAAAUUGCUUUCAAACUCUGUCUCAGGACUUUCAUAUAACCUGCUCCUGUAACCAGAAAUGCCCUGCUUCCCCAAUCCAUUUUCUAGAAACCUCUUUUUUUCUCCAGGGGUCAGUUAUGGGACCAUCAUUUACAUAAAAUCUAUUUUAAUGUUUUCUCUCCUUCCUCACCCCCUUGGUUUUUGAUGCUCUUCCUUUUUUUUUUUUUUUUUUUUUUUGGUUUACCUUAUAUAUAGAUAUAUGUGUGUGUGUGAGUGUGUGUGUGUGUAUUUGUGUGUAUAUAUAAAUGUUACAUGUUUAUAGGAAAAUAUAAUAAGCUUGCAGGCAGGAUGUUUUAUGCCUUUAUCCUCAGUAUUUAAUAUAAUGCCUUGUACAUAUUAGGUGUUUAAUAAAUGUUUAUUGAUUUGAA